AUGGCCUCGGCUCUGUGGUGUGUUCUUGUCCUUACACAAGUAGUGCACGCGGCCACCUCGAACAGCACGACAACAGAGACCCCAACGGUGACUACUGCAGCGCCCUCAGUGUCGACCAACACCCCGGCGGGAACCGUCGCGGCCACAAGCCCAACGACAACCACUACAACUACGACUACAACUGCGCCUUCGGUGGACACGGCGUACAUUUGCAGCGGCGAUGAAGUAGCCCGGCUCACCAAGCUCAACGCGAACAAUGCGUACCUGCAGUCCGCGUGCACCGACGCGGCCGGCAUCAGCGCUUACGAGUUCCCGUUCAACGGCGAGCUCAGCUACGCGCAGAUGGUGGCCAUGAGCUCCGUCAGCCAGUGCGAGUUCUACUUCCGCGCGGUGCUGCUGGUGCAGCUGCAGGAGUGCGUGGACGCCAACGUCUACGUCCGCACAACGGCCGAGACCAUCCUGCAGCUCGGGGCCACCUCGGGGAGCGCGCCGACCGAAGCCGACGUCAACGCGGCGAUGGCGGUCCGGAAGGCCUACAACUUGGCUCUGCGGGACGGAGGCGGCUCCGCCACCUACUCGGACAUGAGCGGGGCGUCCGCUUUGACCUGGAACAUCGAGGGCGACACCAUCGACACGACGGCCACGGCCACCAAGACCGGGCAGUUGGUGCUGAGCACGGACUUGCAGGUCAUCGGCACGUAUUACGCCUCGCCGGGCUCGUCCUCCGCCUCCACCACGUCCACCAUUGAAGACUCGCGGACAACAGGAGACGACACGGCCAGCUCUAGUGCUGUUCAACAAGAAAACUCUGCGUGGCUCGCAGCCAUGCUGACAGUCGCGUGCACUGCCUUGUUGUUGAACGUUAGCUAG
Molecule: messenger RNA, 870 nt
Organism: Phytophthora sojae
Lineage: Eukaryota; Oomycota; Peronosporomycetes; Peronosporales; Peronosporaceae
Exons: 1
Coding region: 1-870 (289 amino acids)
Source: RefSeq, a predicted model, not a curated record